GUCACACAUGGUCUCAAUGAUGUCCAGGCACCAGCAGCUUAAUGUUCAUUAGAAAGUAUUGAUGGAGUUGUAGCUCACAGCGUGGAUAUUCCCCCCUCCCAAACCAAAAAAAGAAAAAGAAAAGAAAAAGUCACAGGAAGGAAAAAUUCAGCAAGAAGGAACUCAACCUCAGCUGCCAAAGAGAAGAGCUCCCCAAAUUCAAAGCGUGUGACUGCUUUCCAGCCCAGUCCAACCUGUGUUUUCUGAGGCGGUGACAGACAACGCUCCUGAAUGAAUGAGUGGAUGGGCCCCGACAUCAAUGUGGUGGGACCACUGCAGCUCCCACCCAACGAUGAAUUCUCCAUCUUAGAGAGUUCCCACUUUUAUGAUAUCCUCACAGAUCAAGGCAGCCCUCUCCUGCAGGAUCCUGACAUCUUACCCUUCACCAGCUAUCCCAGCAUGCAGUAUCAAUUCAUGGAGCCAACAGUGUCUUCCACUCCAUACUAUUCCACUCAGAACUACUACCCACAGUAUAAUGGAGACGAAUGGUAUUCACACACAGGGAUAUAUGAACUGAGGAAAGGACCCCUCGAGGGCAGCUAUGAGGCGGAGAUGGAGGAGGGCUCCUCUGUUGUGCCGGCUGUGUGCAAGAGAAGCCGGCACCUGUCACAAGCUGGAAGGGUUAAAGGGGAGGAACUGUGUGUUGUAUGUGGAGACAAGGCCUCUGGAUACCACUAUAAUGCUCUCACUUGUGAGGGAUGUAAAGGUUUCUUCAGACGGAGCAUCACCAAAAACGCUGUGUACAAAUGCAAGAGUGGCGGAAACUGUGAGAUGGACAUGUACAUGCGCCGGAAAUGCCAGGAGUGCCGGCUGAGAAAGUGCAAGGAGAUGGGCAUGCUGGCAGAAUGCCUGCUGACAGAGAUCCAGUGUAAAUCUAAAAGGCUGCGGAAGAACACCAAGGCCUCCCCAGGACAGUCGACUGGGGAUGAGACGGAGGGGCCAGAGAAUGUCGACAACAAGCAGGUCACCUCCACCACCAGACUGUCAAAGGAAAAAGUUGAACUCACCAAAGAGCAGCAGGCACUCAUGAAACUCAUCGUGGAUGCUUAUAACAAACAUCAGAUUCCUCAAGAUUUUGCUAAAAAGCUGCUACAAGAACAGUACAGCGCAGAUGAAAACUUUCUUCUACUGACAGAAGUGGCAACAAGUCAAGUUCAAGUUUUGGUGGAGUUUACAAAAAGUAUUCCAGGGUUUCUGUCUCUGGAUCACGAAGAUCAGAUUGCUCUGCUGAAGGGUUCAGCUGUGGAAGCCACAUAUCUGCGCUCAGCUCAGGUUUUCAGCAAAAAGAUGCCCACUGGAUACGCGCAACUUUUAGAGGAGAGGAUACGGAAGAGUGGUAUAUCACAAGACUUCAUUACACCCAUAUUCAACUUUUACAAAAGCAUCAGCGAACUCCACAUGGCACAGGAGGAACAAGCUCUCCUUACUGCCGUAACCAUCCUGACACCAGAUCGGCCUUAUGUCAAAGAUCAGCAGGCUGUUGAGAGACUUCAGGAGCCCAUGCUGGAUGUGCUGAGGAAGCUGUGCGCCCUGCAGCAUCCGCAGGAGCCGCAGUACUUCGCUCGUCUCCUGGGCCGUCUGACAGAGCUGAGAACGCUCAACCACUUCCACGCGGAGAUGCUCACAUCCUGGAGAACGGAUGACCACAAAUUUACCCCGCUGCUCUGUGAGAUCUGGGAUGUGCAGUGACGGGCCAGGAUGAGAGAAGAAGGCGGUAACACAGGGGUGAUAAUGUGGACAUUAACUUACAAGACAACAUCAUAGCUCAAACAUACAGUCCUUUCCCAGCCUCUGUUGUGAAGCCAUGACAUUGGCAUUAGUCAUGUAGUGAUUGGUUUAGAGUGCUGCUUGUGCCUUUCUCAUGGAUUACUCUAUUAUUUUUAACCAUUCACAGACAAAGAGGCUCCUGUUCAAAUAUUGUGAUUUGGCCAACCUUUUUUUUUUUUUUACUGUGUAUAUCAUGCAAAACUUUGAUUAGUCAAACAAGUACAAACACUGGAAAGCCACGGUGUGCUCCUAAGAAGUGGAAGGCUUAGAUUAAGUGUGAUAAUGGGUGAAUCCUACGAUCUGCCUGAAUAAAUAUUUUCAAGAAAAAAAGGGUUUACCUGGAAAUAGUUUUUAUAAUAGUUAGUCACAACAUCUGGGAUGCAGUUAUUCAAUAAAGAGUAAGCAAAACCAAAAAAAAACAAAACAUUGUCACCUUUUCUGCUUGAUCAUAUUUGUAUAAUCUUUCACUUUUACAUCUUCCAGAAACAUUGACUUUUUAUUCCUUAUUUAUGCCUGUAGGUAGCCAUCUGGCCAAACAAAGGCGUCUCAAUUAGAGGGCCGUGACUGAGGGAUUUUUUUUUUUUUUCAUGUUUUAACCAAUUUUCUAAU
Molecule: messenger RNA, 2415 nt
Organism: Maylandia zebra (zebra mbuna)
Lineage: Eukaryota; Metazoa; Chordata; Actinopteri; Cichliformes; Cichlidae
Gene: nr1h4
Product: nuclear receptor subfamily 1, group H, member 4
Biological process (GO): positive regulation of transcription by RNA polymerase II; negative regulation of inflammatory response; cell differentiation
Cellular component (GO): RNA polymerase II transcription regulator complex
Molecular function (GO): zinc ion binding; RNA polymerase II cis-regulatory region sequence-specific DNA binding; bile acid binding
Source: RefSeq, a predicted model, not a curated record